Molecule: messenger RNA, 672 nt
Organism: Nicotiana attenuata
Lineage: Eukaryota; Viridiplantae; Streptophyta; Magnoliopsida; Solanales; Solanaceae
Exons: 2
Coding region: 50-460 (136 amino acids)
Source: RefSeq, a predicted model, not a curated record
ACCGGAAGAAUAUAUGAAUCAGUAUGCUUUUAGGAGCAGCUAGCAUGUCAUGUCAGGCAACAAGGGAAAAUCCCUCGCGUCGUACACGUACUCGUGUCACUUGGCUGAAAGUUCUUCUUCUGCAGAAGGAGGUUAUAGGAAUAAGGAGAUUGUGCAGGCCGAGCAAGUUAAACUAGUUGAUAAGAGAUUGAGAAUUCUUGAAGAUGAAACAGAAUUACUCAAGGUAGCUUUCUAUGAGAGUGUGGAAGAAAGAAGAAGGUUAGUACAUGCAAUUCAAAACGAAUUUCAGGCUGUAUGCAAUGGCGAACAUACCUUCGGAUACACAAAGCGUCAACGACAUGGACUCCCGCAAAUUCUAGGUGAAGACACAAAUCCAGCAGUUGUCUUCAGAGAACUGAGAGCUUCUGAGGCUGUUUUCCAGGAUGCUACUGUAUGUGUAUGCGAGUUCUCACACAGAUGAUUCUGCCUCUCUGUGCAGCAGCCUGGCCGAUCAUAAUUUAUAUUAGAUUCUUUUUCAGGUACCAAACGCGUGGAAAUAUUUUUCUUUGCUUCUUUGGUGGCAAUGAGAUUUGAACCUAUGAUUUCUUAUCUGCUAUGAUAUCAUGUUGAAUCGUGUGAUCAUCUAGUUUUAAAGCUUAAACUAUUAUAGAGAGCACGCUUUUAUCUACUUAA